AUGCGCCCCAACAAGCCCUCAGCUGCCUCCCCCAACGUCUUCUGGCUCGAUGCAAAGACACCCACAAACUUCAAGUCGACGUCCGACUUCAGAGACAAGAACAUCAUUGCUGUCCGAGCCCAGCAGUAUUCGGCCCAGAAGCGGUUGGAGCAGGCCUCACUGUUUUUUGAAUGGCAAAAUUAUGGCUCGCAGCUUCUGCAUGGACAAAGUUCAUCGUUGUCAGGUUACGGGCCGGAACUUGCCAGACAGAAGAAACACUUGAACGCGACGCCGAAGGACCCCUCGAGCGAAAGAUCGUCAAGAGACGGCCCCAGCGGCAACAACGUGUACGCCCAACAAGAGCUACUCAGGGUUCGAGCAUUAGGAAGGUCUCUGCGGACGAUCUGGGCAGACGAAGUUGGAACAUCCAAUGGGGCCAGAAUUCUGGUGCCUGCGCAAAAGAAAGUUUACAGGUCGUACGUGUGCCAUGAAGCCGUGAUGCAUGCCCUCCUAGCAUACUGCUGGUCAGUCCUCGCUCGUCUGCAUCCCAACAACAAGGAACUAUAUUACAGUUGCGCACUUGACCAUGAAACUCAGGGAAUUCGUGUGCUGCAGCGAGUUAUAUCUUCGGGACCCAUUACAGGUGACGAUGUCGAGGUCGCCGUGCAGACGAUCUUGUUGUUGUGCUGCUCAGCGGUGUACCGAUCAAACCUUGAUGCGCUCUUUCACCACUUGCAAGGACUCAAGCAAAUGAUUCAGUGCGUGGGAGGGCUCGACGGGCUCUCCUGGAUCAGAAAAGAGAUUCUUAUCUACCUUGUUGUACGAGCGGCUGCUGCUACGGGCACGUGCAGCGUUCUCGACUAUGUAGACUGGGACCCUGGGCAGUGGUGGCGCGAGGAUACAUCUCAUUGUGAGACCACGCCCGACCUAGUAACAGGUCGCAAGAGAUCAGCCGAGUUGGGUCUUGGUCUUCCGUCCCCCUCAGCCUCGCCGAGAACGAGCGACUUUCGCUGCAUUUUCGCGGAAUUGCGUGAGCUGGUGGAGGUGGAAAAUCUCAAAAGGCGGAUGGUUAAUGACGAUCCAGAACACAUCAACAAGCUGUUCCGCUGGUCUUUUCUUCGGCGACAAGCCGUCAGAGCUCGAAUCUUGGACUAUUGGUAUGUCUUAACAGAGCCGACGAAUGCUGUCGAACCUUGCUCGCGGACUUCGGCGCCUACGACGGUGCACCAUGCAUCUGUUGGUAUGUGUCUUUGUCUAGCCCUGCACCUAGUCAUGGCUUUUGGUCUAGAAGCAUCACUCCUGCAUGGUACAUGGGUUUCCACGAUCCAGGUCUGGCACAUUAUGCUACUCAGAUGCAUGCAUAAGCUUGGAUUUGAGAGCGAAGAGAUUGACCAAUCCCAUCCGGAUGCAUUGGAUCUCCUGUGGACCUAUGGCAUAGGAGCCUAUGUGGAACAGCUGUCCCUGACCCAUGUGCUUCGAAAGGAGCCUAACUUUUGGGUCCCCUAUACUGCUGAGCGUGUGGACAUUCAAUGGUUUUCUGCUCGAUUCGGAAUUUUGGCUCGAAGGCUUGGCUACAGACAAUAUCAAGACGUCGCUGUGCUUUUCGAGAAACGCUACGUCCACAUAGCAUCGCUCCAGGACUCUGUUCUUAGCAAGAUAUUCGACUUUGGCUGUUGA
This is a messenger RNA of Fonsecaea multimorphosa CBS 102226, 1656 nucleotides long. RefSeq lists its product as uncharacterized. The transcript is spliced from 3 exons. NCBI's taxonomy places the organism in Eukaryota, Fungi, Ascomycota, Eurotiomycetes, Chaetothyriales, Herpotrichiellaceae. The record is from RefSeq and is a predicted model, not a curated record. Bases 1 to 1656 code for a protein of 551 amino acids.